Oryctolagus cuniculus (rabbit) is the source of this 7740-nucleotide messenger RNA. The record is from RefSeq and is a predicted model, not a curated record. NCBI's taxonomy places the organism in Eukaryota, Metazoa, Chordata, Mammalia, Lagomorpha, Leporidae.
CGCCGCCCCGCGGCCUUGUGGGAAAUGUAGUCCGGCGCUCCAGGCGCAGCAGCGUCGCCCGCCCGGGUUUGGGGGCUCUGCAGGGAGAGGCUCUGCCUCCCCCUGGAGUCUGUGCAUCCCCUAGAAGGACCCACAGGAAGAAAGGAGAAGGCCAUGGUUGCUGGGCGACUUCCGCUGGGGGCUCAGGCAGAGUUACAGAGGGAGAGAGAUCUACCUUGUGCUUCCAAGUGGCCACAACAGCUGGGACUCCGCCAAGUCAAAGCCAAGAGCCAGGAACUCCAUCCAGGCCUCCCAUAGUUGUCUGCCCAAAUGAGUAUUUAAUAUACUCCUGUUGAGUGAAUAUUGAAUGACAUCAUCUGGAGCUUUUAGAAACCAGGCUGGGAGACAAGCCUUGAAACCAAAGAGCCAACUCCAAAGCCUGGCACUACUGAAGAUUUAUCCUGUGGGGUGAUGGAAAGGGAUGGUGUCUGGCAUUCUACUUUAAUUAAUUUAACAUUAAUUAACAUUAAUUAACAUUCCCAGGAACCUGAAAAUUGGGUAGAGUGGCAACAGGAAAUCCAGGAAAGACGUCCAGGCCAAGUAGCAGUUAGCCAUAAGGAAACCCUCAUUGAGAGUAUUUGGAGGUAAUGAAUUUGAAAGAUGUUCUGCAGUCAGGGUUCAGUCAUCAAUAUACAACAAAGCAUUGCUAUGGCAAAGAGACCUCAUAAUUGGAAUUCACACGGAAAGGACACUAAGAAAAAUUCUGAGUUAAUUAAAACUCAAAGAAUGUUUGUAGGGAAGAAAAUCUAUGAAUGUAAUGAAUGUGGGAAAACCUUUAACCAGAGCUCAUCCCUUCUUAAGCACCAGCGGAUUCAUACUGGGGAGAAGCCCUAUAAGUGUAAUGUUUGUGGGAAGCACUUCAUCGAACGCUCUUCCCUCACUGUACAUCAAAGAAUUCAUACUGGAGAGAAACCCUACAAAUGUAAUGAAUGUGGAAAAGCCUUCAGUCAGAGCAUGAAUCUUACUGUGCAUCAAAGAACUCAUACUGGAGAGAAACCGUACCAGUGUAAAGAGUGUGGAAAAGCCUUCCAUAAAAAUUCAUCCCUUAUUCAACAUGAAAGAAUUCAUACUGGGGAGAAACCUUACAGGUGUAAUGAAUGUGGGAAAGCUUUUACCCAAAGCAUGAAUCUUACAGUGCAUCAGAGAACUCACACAGGAGAAAAACCCUAUGAAUGUAAGGAAUGCGGGAAAGCCUUUAGUCAAAGCAUGCACCUUAUUGUCCACCAGAGAAGUCAUACUGGAGAAAGACCCUAUGAGUGUAGUGAAUGUGGAAAAGCCUUUAGUAAGAGCUCAACUCUUACCCUACACCUGCGAAAUCACACUGGAGAAAAACCCUACAAAUGUAACAAAUGUGGGAAAUCCUUCAGCCAAAGUACAUACCUUAUAGAACAUCAGAGACUUCAUUCUGGAGUUAAGCCUUUUGAAUGUAAUCAGUGUGGAAAAGCUUUCAGUAAGAAUUCAUCUCUUACUCAGCAUCGGAGGAUCCACACUGGAGAGAAACCUUAUGAGUGUGUGGUGUGUGGAAAACAUUUCACUGGACGAUCGUCCCUUACUGUACAUCAGGUUAUUCACACUGGAGAGAAGCCGUAUGAAUGCAGUGAAUGUGGGAAGGCCUUCAGCCAGAGUGCAUACCUUAUUGAACAUCAGAGAAUCCAUACUGGUGAGAAACCCUAUGAAUGUGGUCAGUGUGGAAAAGCCUUCAUUAAAAAUUCAUCUCUUACAGUACACCAGAGAACUCACACAGGAGAGAAACCCUAUCAGUGUAGUGAAUGUGGGAAGGCCUUCAGUCGGAGUACGAAUCUUACACGACAUCAGAGAACCCACACGUGAGGAAAGUUUCCGUUAGUCACUUCAUUGUGAUUGACUCUUCAGUUAUAAUUAAGUAAGUUAUGUAAUUGAGAAACCAUGAUGAGAAUUGGUUUUGAUGAUGAGAAUCUUUUAGUUAAGGUAUCAUAUACCAUAUUGAUGAUACAGACCAGGGCAGAGAAACCAUGUCAAAGUGGAGAAAUUUUGAUUCAGAAGGUAACAAUGGAUUAUGUUUCAGAAGGUUUAAGUGGCUAACACUCUAAACGUGAAGACUGAUGCUGAAAAUAAGUCCUGUGGUAUCAUACUGCAGAUUCUUCUCUGGAUAUCUGGAGAGGAAAUGUCAGAAAGUUUAACUUGAUUGUCCAAAGACCUGGUGUGUAGUCCUGAGCUACUACUCGCUUGGACAAGUCACCCACGUUCUCCAGGUCAUGGUCUACUUACCUGGUGAAUUAGGGAGUUUGGACUUACAAGAUCACUAGGAUCCCUAUUAGUCAACAUGCUACAAACGUAUAGCAACAACGCUGAGAAGUCCUUGAUCUUUUACCCAUGUAUAUGUUAUCCAGAUGCUUCUGUUCCACAGUCUGUUUUCCCUGGAUGUUUUGGAGCAGAUUUCUCUACCUCUACCAACUCCUCGUCCAUCUCCUUCCCCUCCCCCUGCAUUAUUUUCUUUCCUAACAUAUGCUGAUUCCUCCUAGGUGAUGAAAUAAUUGUACAGACCUUAAUGCAACGGCAUGCUGUUUUGAGUUCCCAGUAGUCAUUAAACUGUUAAAUAAUAAGCUGAUUAUUUACAAAACAAUUAACUUAAAUAUAGUCUAGUUACGCAGGAAUCAAAUAAAUGCAUAUCUUUGUGUCAUAUUCUGACUGUCAAAAGUAGAAGGAAGAAGGGAAGGGAUUGAAUAUUAAUGGAGGUGGAAAUUUGGAUAUUAACAAAGUCUUUGCAACCCAAAGCCCACUCAAAAUCGUCAGGGAUAUUUUCUAGAUUGGGCACAAUGAGAGCAGUUUAAGAUUGCAGUUUAAAUUGGUACUGUCAUGGAUGGGUUAAGUGGAGGAAAGGAAGCAGUAGAUGCUGAGGGGAAUAAACUGCCAAAGAAAAAACAGAAACAAAAAUCAGGAGGUGAAGGUGCCACAGAAGUAAAAAGAGGACUUUAGCACAGGGAUGGGAAUACUUCUGCUUAUUUUUUUUUUAAGAUUUAUUUAUUUGAAAGGUAAAACAAGGUGGGAGGAAAGAGAGAUCUUCCAUUUGUUGGUUCAGUCCCCCAGUGGCCACAACAGCUGGGACUGGGCUAGGCUGGAGCAAGGAGCCAGGAACUCCAUCAGGGUCUACAUGGAUGGCAAAGAUCCAAGUACUUGGCAGUCUUCUGCUUGUUUCUCAGGUAAAUUAGCAGGAAGCUGGAUCAGAAGUGGAGGAACCUGCUGUACAACAAUGUUGGCCCAUAGGGAAUAGUUAAUCUAUCCAAGUGCUAUAGAGGAUAAAGGAAGAUGCUUUAAAACUACAGUAAAUUGUAGUGGGUUGGAGAGUGAGUUAAAGGGUGAAAAGGACUUAGCAGCUUUCCUGAGAUGGGAGAUAUUUAGAUAGAUCAACUAGAGGUGAUUGGGAAAGGUUGAGAAAGAGCAUAUCAGAUCCCCUUUUGGCUACAAUUAAUGGAAAACCUCAUCAACUAUGCUCUGACAAAUGGGGAUUUAUUUUUCUCAUAUAACAAAUCUGGGUGUGAUUGGCAUUUGUUGGUAGGCAAAAUAAUUCAGUAGUCUUGCGUGUCAUGGGGUUUCUGUCAUGAUCAUUUGAUGGCAACUAUGACCAAGUAAAAUACUUCCAGUCCAGAUAUGAUGCAUAGCACCAGCAGCAUCUGGCCUUUUAUCAGAAUCAGUUUUUCCAGAAGCCCCUGGGACUCCUGCUUUCACCUCAUGGACCACAGCUAUUACAUGCAACCCCUACCAACAAGAGAGGCUGGGAAAAGAAGUAUUUAGCCCUUCCCAACUCCAUAGUGGAGGUGAGCAAAGAAAAGUGAGUUUGAGAAUGGCAUUGCUUUAGGCAGCUGAUGGUCUGCCAAGGAAUGUUUGUUUGAUUUAAGAUGGCACUGAGCGUGUUUAUGAUUGAAGAGUCGCGGGAGAGUAGGGAAGUGCAGCAAGCAGGAAGUGUACAGCUCAUAUGAUCCACGCUGGGAGUGGCGGGAAUCUUUGUCAACAGUAGGAAGGAAACUUUCCUCUUGGAGAGGUAGAGAUGAAGAAAUCAUGGGAGGAAGUUGUGGAGGAAGUGCCCUUGUUUGGACCUUAGGCAAUCCAAAGUCUGUCUGGGGCUGUUUGAUUCCCCAGGGCCGUCUCAGGGUUCGUACUUGACUGGUUUUGAGUCACUGCCCCUCUCCUUAGCUUCAACGUCCUUUAUUUCUCUCCUCCUUGUCCUGUGCCUUCCCUUUGAGCCUUUAUUUUGCUGCUGUCAUUUUCAUCUACUUCUACGCAUACCUUCUCUGCUUUCUCCUUUCCCUUUAAUUCUUCCUGUUGACAUCAGGUGAACAAAAAUAUGAGAAAGGAAAAAGGAGACUUAUAUAUAUAAUGGAGAGGUCUUGUUAACAGUCUGACUGCUGAGGAUCCAGUUAGUUUAGUGUUUCACUCUCUCUUCUUCCCUACCAGUUUGAACUCCACUGGUUUCUAUUUCAGUGUAGUCAGGGAGCUCCAGGAUAGGCACAGAGUGAAGAGUAUGUAUGUUUAUGGUGGGGGUAUGUGUGCAGAAGAGUACUUAGCUCAGUGUUGGUGACUUGCCUCUAUAAUGCAAAUGAGGUAAAGGGGGCUGUUUACUUGGGAGAUACCUGGACAGGAUAUUCAGAGGAUAUGGGUCUGGGAGAGAAGACCCUUGUUAUCAAACCCUCCAGUUAAGCCCAUGCCCUUCAUUUUGGGGUCCAUCCUCAGUACAAGUGUAGUUUCUAUAAUAUUUGAAAAUUAUUUUUCUUGUGGCUGAAAAGGCAGUGUCACCAGACCUUGCAGCACCAAGGAGCCAUCAGGAGACAAGGACGUCUGCGUGCUCUCAUCUUCUCUCCAUGGCCUGCCGCUUCCACUGCAUGGGCUGCUGUGGACACUUGGUCCAUCUCCUCAGUGAAGCUUGGCUGCUUUUGCUUACAGUUAAAUGUGCACAUGACCCAAAGGUCAGCAUUAACUCUCAUACCUAGGGACCUUUCAGCUUCCUUCUGACCCCUAAGUCUCUUUCUUAAUUUGAAAAUUCCAUGAAAGAAGCCUGGAUAGCUCAGGUCAUUGUUUUAAGAGAGGUUUCUUAUGGUACUUUGUCCAGGACCCUUCCCUUUUCCAGUCAGCUGGUGCGGAUGAGGGCUGCCGUGCAGUCUCUGUCCAUGCACUUGGGCCCAUGGCCAUAAGUAGUGAUAGGUAUGAGCAGUACAUCACUAGGUCCUCACUGAGCACCUGCUCAGGAGUUGCUGGGGAUGAAGAGCUGUAAAGGAGCUCAUGGUAGGGAAGUCAGAACUAAGAGGAAUUAAGGUGCAGCUGGAUGACUUCUGGAACAGCAAGAAACAGGGCCCUCUAGAACUACCCACAAUGGGGUGUUUGAGGCAUAUUUCCUACAGCUGGGUCAUCACUCAGAAGACAGAUGGGGUCACUUCCUGUACUUGUGCUCUGUGAAAUCGAUAUCUAGGCACUUCCAGAGGUUACCAACCUAAGUGGUGGAGUUCUAGAACAUGGUGCCAGAACCCCUCUCCUAGAUUGUAUGCAGUCCCCAACACAUGGCUGUUCACAGGGACUGUACUUGGAUCCUGAAAAAAAAAAUCACAACACAUCUAGAAGCGAAGGGACUAUGAAAAAAAAAAUGAUGAAUGGUUAGGUCAUAGUUGAAUAGGUUACCCCCUGUCUACAUAUACAUUGGUAUAAUUCAGUGCCUGCACACAGUUGGCAGACUGCUGAGUGCAUCCCUUGUGCUGCCUGUCUGAGUGAUGACAGUGUAGUUCAUUCCUGUGACUAACACUGAGCUCCUAGCAUAGGUCAGCUGUGGGGAGCAACUGGGAGCAACUCGGACUAGACUAAGUUACUGGAAUUAAGACUUAUUCUAUGCAUCUGCUUUCCCACAAUAUGGUGCUGGGAGAGGAGGAAACAGCUUCUACACAGCUGCCUCCAGUUCAACCAAUAAACUGUAGGACCUGCUCCUGAUUGGAGGAGAGCAGCAUACUUGGCGUGUGGGUAGCAGAGUUGGGAUUGGUGGAAGAGGACUAUAAAGGAGGAGAGAGACAACAUGCACCAGGAACAUCUAUCUGAAGGAACACCUGUGCAGCCCUCGAGAGAGCCGGCCGGCGGUAUGCCGCUCCCCCGCGGAAGUGGGGAAAGUGGCAGGGGGAACCACCCUUUCACGGAGGUGGAAGGGACGGUAGCCAACCCGGGAAGAACCAGCAGCAAACCCGGGAAGGGCCAAGCAGACAAAAGAACAGCGCAGGGUCCUGUGUCGUUCCUCCACGAAGAGGGGGAGCGACAGUCAGCUUCUAUGAACUCCAGGAUAAAUGAUCCCUGGUGUAGCUGUCAGGCAGUUCCUGGCACAGCGUGCCAUGGGAGUGAACCAGUUGAGUGCAGGGGAGGAAAUAGGCUGAUCGGGAAGGGGAAGUUGGGCAGCGGGGAAGAGCAGCCAUAGUGGCAAGAAGGCUUCACACAUUUUGGGGACUGUAAGAGGUCUAUGACUUGAACAUCCAGUAGAAGUCAAGAAGUAACCAGAAAUGAAGCUAAAGGAAGAUCCUGUUGUCUCAUAGUGCAAGGGGCUUCUAGCAGGGCUCAGCAAGUGAACUCAGGAACUAGUAAGCAGCAGCCUGUAUCCUGAGGAAGAGUGUUGAAGCACACUGGUGAUGAGGUCCCCGGCAAAUGUUAAGUGAGUGUCUGCAUAUCCAUAGUUAGUAUAGCAGACAGGAAAGGUUCUGCAGACGAUAACGUAACCACUUUCUGAGGACGGGGGUGUCCAGUGAGAAUCCUUUUGUGUGUGUUUGGGGGUGGGGGUGGGGGUGGGAAGGAUGCUCUGGUGAAUGUUCAAAACAAUAAAUAAGGUUAGUGUGUAAAUCCUGGCAAGAGGAUAUACUGCUUCUCUUUAGUUUUAGCCCUCCCCCCCCAUUUUUUUCUCUUUUAAGCUGCGUUUGGAAGCUUACCUCUUACCAGACUACAGCAGAGUCAGGAGAAAUGGGUCAGAUAAUGGAGGGUUCAUUGCUUUUUUUCAGGAGUUUUGGAAGACUUGGGCCCUUGAAUGGGAGCUCUCAGCCACUGUGGGCAACGAGCAAUGAGGUCUCCUUUGCACCUUUCCCCCAUCAGCUAAAGCAAGGACUCCUAGUUCCACUCCUUAGAUGUGGGCUCUUGGGCCAGGCAUUCGACAUGUAAGUGCCUUGGUCUUCUCAUUUGUUAAUAGUGCAAACCUCAGAGCUUGGCUUGUGUCAGGUAACAAUGCAAAGUACUUGGAAAAGUGCCUCAGAUGUGAUUAGUACUCAAGAAAUAUAUGACUGUAAUCUUUUAUGCCCAAAAACAGAAUAUGACAUCCAGAACCCUUCAUUAUCUUAGAAUCUCCAGGCUCUUAAAGUGCAAAUCCCUUGUAGGAAGUUACAUCCGGGGCUGGCAUUGUGGUGUAGUGGGUAAGGCUGCCACUUGCAGUGCUGGCAUCCCAUACAAGUGCUGGUUCGUGUCCUGGCUGCUCCACUUCUGAUCCAGCUUCCUACUAAUGGCCUGGGAAAAGCAGCAGAACAUGACCCAAAUGUAUAGGGCCACUGCCACCCAAUUGGGAGAUCUGGAAGAAGCUCCUGGCUCCUGGCUUUGGCCUGGUCCAGCCCUGGCUGUUGUGACCAUCUGGGAAACAAACCAGUGGAUGGAAGACUGUGUGUGCAUCUCCCUAUCUGUAGCUCUGACUUUGAAAUAAAUAAAUAAUUCCUUUAAAAAAAA